AUGUCACUCUACUCCUUCUUUGGCUGUCUCUUUCUAGCCUAUGGUCCCAUUCUUUCCAUAUUCUUUCUUUACAUUGCACGUAAUGCUCAAUAUGUUCUCUUGAUGGUCUCAAGUGCAUUCUUUUGCUUGAUUGCCCUUUUGAUCUCGAGUGUAAUAUGGUACCUGGCUAAGAAAACUCAAUCUACUCAUGCCGUCACGAUAGCUUAUAGUGUCGCAAUCCAGGAAAUAUUCCGCUGGGGAUUUUUUAGAAUCCUGAGUCGUGCCGAAACAGGUCUUAACCUCGUUUCCAGAAACCCAAACUCCCCAUUCAACAGGCCUGUGUUUGGUUUUGUCUCAGGAUUUGGUUAUGCAUUGAUGUCUUGCUUGGUCAGUUACAUAUCCCUGCUUGUAGAAUCUUUAGGCCCUGGCGUUAAGAUGUGCCAAUCUUGCCCUGGACUUAGCCUAUUCUUUGUAUCUGCCAUCAAUACCACAAUAUUCUCUCUGCUACAUAUGGCUUGGAUGAUGGUCGCAUUUGAAGGAUUCUCUUCUUACAAGACAAAAUCGGGCAUGCUACAGAUUACCUGGGUAAUCUUUUCACAUUACGGCGCUUCCUAUGCAACAUUGUUCAAUGCGUCAGAUAUUCAUCUUGGCUGUGUAUAUUCGGCACUUAUUGGUGUGGUUAUCUUAGCAAUAUCUUGUGCUUGGAUUGCCUAUGGUCUAAAAUCAAGAAACUACAUCAAUAGACACACAAACUAA
Molecule: messenger RNA, 735 nt
Organism: Phycomyces blakesleeanus NRRL 1555(-)
Lineage: Eukaryota; Fungi; Mucoromycota; Mucoromycetes; Mucorales; Phycomycetaceae
Exons: 6
Coding region: 1-735 (244 amino acids)
Biological process (GO): protein processing; positive regulation of catalytic activity
Cellular component (GO): endoplasmic reticulum; membrane; gamma-secretase complex
Molecular function (GO): protein-macromolecule adaptor activity
Source: RefSeq, a predicted model, not a curated record